AUGUUUUCCAGCAGUGGACGAUUGCUGAAACGGUUGGCCGUGCUGGACUUUGAUCAUACGGUGUGCGAACACAACACGGACGUCGUGGUGCGCGACUUGCUAGGUCCCGGAGGCGUACCUGAGGAUGUGCAGAGCAUUUUACGUUCUUGUGGUUGGAUUCCGUACAUGCAGCGUAUAUUCCGACUGUUACACCAGAAUGGGUUCACUCCGAUGGACAUCGCUUCGGCCAUACGGGGCAUACCGGAGGUGCCGGGCAUGAAGGCAUGCAUCGGCAACCUAGUUCGACAUGGAUUCGACGUGAUCAUUAUCAGUGAUUCCAACUCGGAGUUUAUUCGUCUGUGGAAUGACUACAACGAUAUCGGUUCGAACAUUCAUACGAUCUUCACCAAUCCGGCGCGGUUCGAUGACAACGGGCUGCUAGAACUGCGCCCGUUCCACUACCAGACGGAGUGCACACUCAGUUCUAAGAACUUAUGCAAAGGAAAGAUCCUUACUGACUUUCUGCGACGCCAGCACGACGACCGGCAGAUAGAGUACGAGAAGGUGUUUUACGCGGGCGAUGGCAAAAACGAUGUCUGUCCGAUGCUGCGCCUUGGUAGCAACGGUUACGCUUGUGCGCGGCGCGGAUUUUCCUGCCACGGUGCGCUGCAGAGUGCUAUCGGCAAGCAGGAGCACCCGUACCUCGCUAAGGUGCUGCAAUGGACCAACGGUCAUGAGCUGAACGACCUCAUAUGGACUGAACUAGAGGACUGAUUUUUUGUGUAUUUUCGUUACGUUUUGCGCCAUUCGAAUGCUAUUGCAUGCAUAGGG
Molecule: messenger RNA, 810 nt
Organism: Anopheles nili
Lineage: Eukaryota; Metazoa; Arthropoda; Insecta; Diptera; Culicidae
Product: pyridoxal phosphate phosphatase PHOSPHO2
Exons: 1
Coding region: 1-753 (250 amino acids)
Molecular function (GO): phosphatase activity
Source: RefSeq, a predicted model, not a curated record